CAAAAAUCGAACUGCGUGCAAUUGUGUGCGUGUUCAGCACCGAAUGUUUUUGGUUUCUUAUUAUUAUUAACAAAAAACAAGUGACCCAGAAAUAUGAGCGAAACGCUUGCAGAAACUGCAGCUGCAGCGGAAAAUGAUGAGCAGGCCGACGACUCGAUGGAAAAGCUGGAGUUCGACGAGGAAGACGAGCAGAUGGUCUCCGGCGAAGAUUUAUUGGGUGGCAAGAGUUUGAUGAUGUCGGAUGACAGCGACAACGAGGAUGGAGCCCAGGAGCAGCAACAAAAGAUCUCACCCAAGGCCAGGCGCCAAAGGAUGAUGGACAGUGAUGAGGAGGAAGGUGCAAUGGAGCAGGGAAAUGAUUCCCCAAAGGGAGAAGUGGAGGAGGAGAUGGUUACUAGGCCGAAAAAGAAGGUACCCGCCAUGAUGGAUUCGGAUAAUGAUGAAGAGCAGCCGGCGGAUAACCAGGAGGGGAAGGAGGAGGAGAAGCCACCCGUCAAGAAAGGCAGGAAGAAGAGAUCCCAGGUGGAUGACGACCAGGAGGAGCAGGAGAAACCUGUGACAGCAAAUAAGACAAAGAAGGCGGGAAGGAAUAAGAAGCAGACCCAAUCAGAAAAGGUGGAGGAUAACUCUUCCAAGGAGGAUAAACCAAAAAGAGUCGUAAAAAAUAAGAAACAAUUGGCUAAAGAGGGUAAAUCCCCGGCAGACAAAGAGGUUGAAGUUGAGAAACCUGCUAGGACACAACAGUCUAAAAAGUUGACCAAGAAACAGAAGCAACAAGAGGAUAAGAAGGAGGACAAUGGCACUGAACAGGAGAAUUUGAAAUCUGCCUCAAAAACCAAGGCAAAAAAGACCGGCAAACCCAAAAAGGAUUCCCAAAUAGAAAAAGAGGAGGAUUCGCAAAUGGACGUGGAUGAAGACUCCAAAACUGAUCAAAAAGAAGAUCAGGAGCCUCAAAAGCAGAAGGCAAAGAAAUCAGCCAAGAAAAAUAAUAAAAAGUUGGAUGGAAAGGAAUCGGAGGAGGUCACACAUCAGAAAGACCUGGAGCAAAAGAAGCCACCCAAGAAAAACAAGAAAAAUAGGUUGGAUAGUAUUGACAAUAAGGAGGACAAGGAGCAGAUAGUUGAGCCGAAAAAAAUGGCCACGAAAAACAAACAGAAAAUACUGAGCGAUGACGAGGUAGAGGAGAAUAAAGAUGAAGCUGGGGAAGAUCAGGAUCUCAAGCAAAUGGACACUGAAAAAGAGGCAGAAAUAGACAGCGAUAAGGAAGACCAGGAUAAGCAGGAACCACCCAAGAAGUCGAAGAAAAAGAAGCAACGAAUGGACAGUGAUAGCGAAGAUGAAAUCCCGAAAGCCCAAAGCGAGGAAGAAACCAGUUCACCCAAAAACAAGCUGAAGGGAUUGGUGGACUCCGAAUCUGAGCCGGAAGAGGCGGCUGCAGCAGUGAGUCCCAUCAAGAACAAACUCAAUGGACUGGUGGACUCGGAAUCGGAACCAGAGCUAGACAAUCCAUAUGAAUUUGCAGAUGAACAGGAAGCGCCCACAGGAAGCAACGACUCCAAAGGAAAGCCUAAGAAGCCCAAAGUGGUUCGCGAAUCAGCUAAGAAAGCGCUGGAGGGGAUGCAGGCCAUCCAAAGUGAACAGCAGCGUUUGCACCGCGAGGCGCACAUCAAUGUUCCCUAUCAUCAGCCGAAGCCCAGAACACUGAAGGAGUUUCUUAGCCGACGAACCAUUAACGCUCCUUUGGCCACGGCUCUGGCUGGAGGAAGUCCGAUGCCCAGCAGGCAGCCAAGGAAGUCGGUGGGUCUGCGAAUGACCAGGGAGGAGUUGGAGGCUUAUGCAAAACUUAUGGAAGAUCGCGCCAAAGAAGCUACCGAGUUCUUCAAGUCUGAAUCGGAGCCAGAUGAGGAGAAUGAUUCGGAGAACGAAGAGCCUAUGGAGUUAAAAGACAAUCCAGGUGUUUUGGAUGAGGUGCUGGAUAAUCCCAAAACUCCAGAGCAGCCAAAGAAAGACACAGAGGACUUGACGGGCCAAGCAGUUUUAGCGGAAUCUCUCCAGGGUGAAGCCCUGCCAGAUGAUCCCGUCGAGAAAGAAGCAAUGGUGACAGAUUUAAUUGCUGAAGAAGAACCCAUUGCAUCCACCUCUUCUGAUGGUGCAUUAAAAUUCACUGAUUUUGAAGUUCAGCAAGAGAUUAAUGCGAAAUCUCCGAGCAAAGUCUGUCUGAUUACAGAAGUGGUGGAACUGCCCAAGCUGGACUUGAGCACCAUCAACAUAACACCGCCCUCUAAACCAGCCACUCCCAAGAUCAGCGAAGCCAUUCACCGGCUGAAAAUAGAGAAGAGCUCUGAUGAGAGCCCUUCACUGAAAGGCGAUCCCAACAUGGUUAUCGAUCUGGAAACUGGUGAUAUGUUCGCCAAAAAACCAACGGGUGUUGAUGAUCUGCUAAAUCGACUGAUGAAAACGCGGGAAGCUAAGAAGCACAAGACCACAGAGACUGUUAACAUCCUAUCCACGGAACAUGGCAAGCUGGAGAUGUCCAAGGUGAGCAUUCACCUGCACGAAGAGGAAAUCGCAAAAGAACCAAAGCCGGGAGCGGGUUACAUCAAAAUGCAGGAGCAUCUCAAAACCCUGAUCACCAGGAAACGCAUGGAGGACCUGCGCAAAAAGCAGGCUGAGGAACAGGAGAAACUGGCAGAAGAUGAGGAGGAAGGCAUGGAUGUGGAUGAGGAGUACGAACCGGAAGAUAAACCUGCUUAUGCAGAAGUAACUAUAAAUGAAGACGAGGAAAUCAUAGAUAAAGGUGAUAGCACUGCUGAGGACGACGACGAUGCUGAAGAAAACAAAAACGAUGCAGACGAAGAUCCAGUUGAAGAUCUAGAGGAUGAGGAAAAUGACAGUGAAAGUGAACAGGAAUGUGAACCGGAGCCAGAGCCAGAAACGCAAACAAGGAAGAAGAACCGCAUCAUUAAAGCCUUCGAGGACGACAACUCCGAUGAAGAUGAUCUCGAUCUGCUGCAAACUCCGAAGCCCAGCAAUGUUACUCCCAUUACAGCGACUCAGUUGCAAUUAUCCGCCCACAAGCUUUUCGAUGCGGAAACCCGACGCACGGCCAGCGACGAGGAGAACGAACUCCUUGAUCUGUGCUCUGGCCAGUUUCCGCAAACCCAGAUGCUCUCCUCCGCCGCUCCUUCAGUCGAUGCAGCUGUGAUUAGUCAGAUUCCCAUGACACAGUUUGGCGGCAGCAGUCAGGCCGCAGAUGAACUGGAGGGUCUGUGUUCUGGUACCUUUGCCACCCAGUUGCCAUCGCAAGCACCCACUCAACAGCCGGAGCAGCAGGAAGAUUACCGAGAAUCGGCAGUCGUGGCCAACAGAAUAGUAUCCAGCAACGAAGAAGCCCAGGCGGAUACCUUGGAAGUGGAUAAGCCAAGAAACAAAAAACUCACCAAGAAAAGGCCAAAGAAAAAGGCCAAGUUGGGCUUCUCGGAUGAUGAAGAUAGCGAUGGUGAAGCUGAGGAAUUCGAGGAGGAAAGCGACGGAGAGCCAGUGGAGGAAAUUCCGGAAACCUUUGUGGACUACGAUUCCGAGGAAAAUGAAAUUGUUGUGGAGAUGACCAAGAAGGAUCGUAAAAUGCGAGCCGCCAACUUUGUGGACAAAGAAGCUGAGCUCUCCGAAUCCGAAUGGGGAUCUGCCGACGAGGACGAGAAGAACAUGGAUCAAUACGACAUUGAGUUGGGCGACGAAGAUCAGUUCGAUCGUGAUAAGCUGCGGCACGAGCUGGGCCAGAUACACGCACGUAAAAUGAUGGAUCAGGAUAUCCGGGAAGUGCGCAAGAUCAAGGAAAUGCUCUUCGAAGAGGAAGAGGAGGGAGCGAAUCGCCAGCGCCAAUUCCGUUGGAAGAACGUGGAGGCCGGUUUCACUUUAGAGGAUAAUCGACCCGACAAUGGUGAAGGAAACGAAGGCAGUGGCGAUGAGGAAAACGAGCAUCUGUGGCGAAAAAUCCGCUAUGAACGCGAGCAACUUCUCUUAGAGAAAGGUCUAAAACCGGAGGUAGCCUCACCGCUCUCCACGUCCGUGAUAAACACCAGUAACACUGGUAAUUCCAUUCGCCGGCUGAACAUUAUUUCCUCUAAGAAGACAACUGUGGAGGUGAAGAAGAGUUCUCCGUUCCUGAUCUCAAAAACAAUAGCUGGCAAACAGCAGAAGAGCGCAGCUCGUGGCUCCUUUCUAGUUCGGGACCAGCAAACGCUCACCAAACUGGCAGGACUCACAAAAGGAUCCUCCGGCGAUGUGGACGCAGCGGAGGGCACUAUGUCUGUGAAGUCAGCGAAGGCCAAGAACUUUGUGUUCGCCACGCUAACGGAGGAGGAACAUGAGAAUCGCAAGAGAAAAGCAGCCGAUUUACUGAACAGCAGCACUGAAACAGGCGUAAACUUCAUGAAGAAACCAAGAAUGGAGCCGCGGAGAGACAAGUGCCUAAUAGAUCAGCUCCUUUGAUCGUUUCUUCUUUUAAGCUGGGACGCACCUUAAAUGUACAUUUUGAAAGUUAGACUUAAGAUAGGUAAUAGGAGUGAAUAAAAAUAAAUGUAAUUUA
This is a messenger RNA of Drosophila yakuba, 4588 nucleotides long. RefSeq names its product claspin. Bases 94 to 4491 code for a protein of 1465 amino acids. Gene Ontology annotation, molecular function: anaphase-promoting complex binding. Gene Ontology annotation, biological process: mitotic DNA replication checkpoint signaling; mitotic G2 DNA damage checkpoint signaling; activation of protein kinase activity. NCBI's taxonomy places the organism in Eukaryota, Metazoa, Arthropoda, Insecta, Diptera, Drosophilidae. The transcript has 7 exons. The record is from RefSeq and is a predicted model, not a curated record.